Melampsora larici-populina 98AG31 is the source of this 2030-nucleotide messenger RNA. RefSeq lists its product as uncharacterized. The coding region runs from base 262 to 1719 and encodes 485 amino acids. The record is from RefSeq and is a predicted model, not a curated record. NCBI's taxonomy places the organism in Eukaryota, Fungi, Basidiomycota, Pucciniomycetes, Pucciniales, Melampsoraceae. Gene Ontology annotation, cellular component: mitochondrion. The transcript is spliced from 8 exons. Gene Ontology annotation, molecular function: homocitrate synthase activity.
AAAGUACACUUUGAUACGUGCAACAUAUCCUUCGUACCAUUUGGUUCUAGCGUUUGAGAAACAUUUCUCGAAUCAUUCAGAAUCUACUUCUUCAUAUCUCCUAGUCAUCGGGCUUUUCUUCAUUGGCAUCCACAUCAAAAACACGAAAACUAAAAUAAACAACAUUGACAUUAUCGAACUCAUUCGCUGAAGAGGAUAAUCGAUCAACUGAUCUCUACCGAAACCCGAUCAAAACAGUCAUCAACCUUUCCAACAAAAAUCAUGUGUCCAACAGAAAUCAAUGCUACCAAUGGCACCAAUGGUCACAAGGUGGAUGGCCUAACGAGCCCGAACCUCGAUUCUACUCAUGUGGCCAUUGAUGCCACUCCUGCAGCAGCCCCUCAGGAAUCACAUAAACAGUCAAACCCUUACGCUCCUCGAUACGCUGACUUCCUGAGUAACACGAGCAAUUUCUCUAUCAUUGAAUCUACUUUGAGAGAAGGGGAGCAGUUUGCAAAUGCUUUCUUCGAUACCGCUGCCAAGAUCAAAAUCGCUAAAGCACUUUCAGACUUUGGUGUUGAAUAUAUCGAACUCACUAGUCCAGCUGCAUCUGAACAAUCUCGUCAAGAUUGUGAAGCGAUUUGCAAACUAGGCUUAAAGAGUAAAAUCUUGACUCAUAUCCGAUGUCAUAUGGAUGACGCCAGGAUUGCGGUUGAAACAGGGGUGGACGGUGUGGAUGUGGUGAUCGGAACCUCAUCUUUCCUUCGUAAAUACUCACACGGAAAAGAUAUGACCUAUAUCUUAAAGUCUGCAAUUGAAGUCAUCGAGUUUGUCAAAUCGAAGGGCAUUGAAGUUCGAUUCUCAUCAGAAGAUAGUUUCCGAUCAGACUUGGUCGAUUUACUCAGCAUUUACAAGGCUGUGGACAAAGUCGGGGUUAACCGUGUGGGUAUCGCCGAUACAGUCGGAUGUGCUAAUCCUCGUCAGGUUUAUGACUUGGUGAGGACUUUGCGAGGUGUUGUUGGAUGUGACAUUGAGUGUCAUUUCCACGAUGAUACUGGAUGCUCUGUCGCCAAUGCUUUUUGUGCUCUCGAGGCUGGAGCCACACAUAUCGAUACCUCAGUUUUAGGAAUUGGUGAGCGAAACGGUAUCACUCCGCUCGGUGCAUUGAUUGCUAGGAUGUAUGUCGUGAACCCUGAGUACAUUAAGCAAAAGUACAACUUACCUGCUCUAAGAGAGCUUGAAAACAUUGUUGCAGAAGCUGUGGAAAUUCAAGUUCCAUUCAACAACUACAUCACAGGUUUCUGUGCAUUCACUCACAAAGCUGGUAUCCAUGCUAAAGCCAUCUUGGCUAACCCCAGCACUUAUGAGAUUUUGAAGCCUGAGGACUUUGGAAUGACAAGAUACGUACCUAUUGGACAUCGCCUAGUAGGAUGGAACGCCGUCAAGAGUCGAGUGGAACAACUCGAUCUUGAAUUGAGUGAUGAACAAGUCAAGGAUGUGACUGCCAAGUUAAAAGCAUUGGCCGAUGUACGAACACAGACGAACGAAGAUGUUGAUGUGUUACUUCGUGUUUAUCACAAGGCAAUCAAAGCUGGUACACUUGGUAUUGGUGAACAUAGUGCUUUAGAUGCACUUUUAGAACAACACAAAGGUCAAAAGAAUGGUACUACUGAAGAAUUGGAUGCACCAGCAAGUAAGAAAUCCAAAGUUGAAGGAGUGACUACUAAUGGUCAACAUUGAAUGUAGCGAAUCCAAAAAAAAACAACUUUGAAAUAAAUCAAAAAAAUCAACUUUUGGGAAAUCUGAACUUUUUGGAUUGUCAUUCAGCUUUGGUUUCAAAAAGUUUAUCAACUUUUUUCUUCAUCUUAAUAUCAUCCCGACGCCGUCAUCUUCUGAAUGCUUUAGUUUACAACCACAUUUCAAUUCUUACUAGUUUGAUGUAUCAAUUCAGUCUUUUUUUUUAUUUGAUUGUGUUUUCUCUCUUUCUUUGUUGCGUGAAAAAUGAUGAUAUCAGAAAAAAAAAUUGAUGCGAGUUGAUUUAUAUAUGUUGC